AUGAAUUCAUUGGAAAUUCAACAACAGUUACUUGAUCAACGACGUGGUCGUUAUGUCCGUGUUAGUGAUAUUGAUCGGCGGCAAUUAAUUGAUACAUAUAAAAAAGGCGAAGAUUUUAUUGCACUUGCUAAAAAACUUAAUAUUAAACGAUCAACAGCUCGAAGUAUUCUCCGAACAUAUAUUGAUGAAGGACGUGUAUCAGCAAAACAGCGUGCUGGUACACGUUUACGUUUUAUAACAGAAACAGAAGCUGAAAUGAUACGAGAUAUGAAACGUCGUCAUCCAUUAAUAACAAUUGGUCAAAUUCAAAUGCGUCUACAACGUACAUCAAAUCGUGUUUUAAGUAAAGCAUCUAUAUCACGUAUAUUAACAAAUAGUAUACGCUUGGGUAAACGUGCUAAACGUUCAGUGGACGGUGAGGCUGAUGAACAAGAUGAGAUAAAUAAUAAUAAAAUAAUAAUGAAUGGACAUGAUGAACUUAUGCAAUUAUCAUCAGAUGAAGGUGUAGCUGGUGCUAUUUAUAUUGAUGAUGAAGAAGAUGAUGAUGAUGACGAUGAUGAUGAUAAUAAUAAUAAUGAUGUUGUAGAAAAUAAUUCAUCAAUUCAAAAUCUUGAUGAUUUUCAACGUUUUAUGUUACGUAAAACAAGUAUUAAUGGAGAUGAAUCAACAGAACAAUUUGAUGAAAAUGGUAAUUCUACAUAUCCAGCGUAUCCUAGUGAAGAUGAAGAUGAACUAUCAGAAAUGGACGAAAAUGAAACAAAAUCUUCAAUUGAUCUUCCAUCACAUAUUCCUUCAAAACAACCUACGAUUGAUGAAAAUCCUCCAAUUUCAAAUAGAAACGAGAAUUGGACUCCAGUAAAAUCUGAACCUGUUUGUGUAUUUGUAAGUCGUACAUUUGAUUCGUCUGAUAGUGAACAUCAAGCUAAUAUCGAUGAAGAAAUAGCGAAACCUCAUCUUAAUACUCAAUCCACAGCAAAUCGUCGUAUUAAAAUGUGUCCAAUAUGUGGAGAACAAAAUUUUUCUCGACUUUCUCAUCAUCUUACUGUUUCACAUAAUCUUAAUCGUGAAGAAAGUUUAACAUUACUUGCAUAUGCAGAUCGAAAUAUUAGUAAUAAUAAUAAUAAUCAUAAUAAUAACAAUUCAUCGAUAGCAACUGUAAGUGGUAGUUCACCAAUAAAUUCUUCAAUAAAUCGUCUUGAUAAAAGUCCACAACAAACUCCAAUUACUAUUAAUACAAAUAAUCAACAAAUACCAUCAUCUGAUUCAUCACAACCAAUAAAUGAUUCGGACAAUAAUAAUAAUAACAACAACAAUAAUAAUAAUAAUUCAACAAUAACAACAAGUUCAUCACCUAAUGACCAACAAUCAACAAAUUUUAUACAUAUUGAUGGUAAAAAACGUUUACUAUGUCCACGCUGUAAUACAUGGGUUUUAAAUUUAACAGAUCAUUUAAUAAAAAAACAUCAUUUAGUAUCAAAACAAGAACGUUUACCAUUUUUACGUUUAGCACGUAAUCGUCAUUCAGUAUCAAAUAUAGAAAAACCAUCAACAAAUUCAUUUUUUAUUAGUCCGAAUGAUCAACAAAUAGUUGCGACUGCUAAUAAAAAAUAUCAAAAUAUAAUAAAAAAAUAUCGUAAACAAAAUUUAAAUUCUAUACCAGUAUCAUCAUCAUCAUCAUCAUCCAUAACAACAACAACAAUAUCAAAUAAUGAAACAUCAUCAACAAAUUUCAAUCAAAAUUUAUUAACAAUAAAUAAUAAUAAUAAUAAUAUAUCAAAACAAAUUCUAACAUCAAGAAAUUCACAAACAAAUAAAGAUUUAGCUAUACAUCAAAAAUUUGAACAACGUUUAUCUGUAUUUCGUCAACAAUUUGCUGUUACAGUUGCAAUGCAAAAUUCUCUAAUGCAACAAAUGGAAAUAUUACAAAGAAGUUUUGUUUCAAUUGAAGAUGAAUGGAAUGAUAUGAAAAAAGAAAUUGUUGAAUCUAUAUCAUAA
Messenger RNA from Rotaria sp. Silwood2, 1995 nucleotides. The record is from the annotation of a GenBank genome assembly. NCBI's taxonomy places the organism in Eukaryota, Metazoa, Rotifera, Eurotatoria, Philodinida, Philodinidae.